This is a messenger RNA of Haliotis rufescens (red abalone), 11325 nucleotides long. RefSeq names its product telomerase protein component 1-like. Gene Ontology annotation, molecular function: protein binding; telomerase RNA binding; telomerase activity. The record is from RefSeq and is a predicted model, not a curated record. The transcript has 56 exons. Bases 160 to 8115 code for a protein of 2651 amino acids. Gene Ontology annotation, cellular component: telomerase holoenzyme complex. NCBI's taxonomy places the organism in Eukaryota, Metazoa, Mollusca, Gastropoda, Lepetellida, Haliotidae. Gene Ontology annotation, biological process: telomere maintenance via recombination.
CUCUAACCAGCUAAGUACUUAUUGCAAAAUAUUUCAGCAGUCGCGGUUAAUCGCGUGUAUUUACAUGUUUUGCUGCGUCAGGGAUUUUAACUGGAUUGCACGAAUACAACUGAACAGUUGUUAGAGUAAGUUUCAGCGGAAGUCUAUAUUGACGACACAAUGUCACGAGAACGUGACAAACUGUUUACCAAGAGUCCUCUUCUGACCAAAUGGAAGUUGGAGACCACUACAGGUUUGAGAGGUGGACUUGGAGGGUCAAGUCUACUUUCAACAUCCAAGGCUGGCGAUGCAGGGCGUAAGCGGAAAGGCAAUGAUUCCUCCGACGUUGACAAUAAAAAGACAAAAGACACAUCAUUCUCUACCCAGAGUUCUCUCCUCAGCACAGAGCUGACCCAGAAAUUGACACUAUCCUCCACCUUGACUGGUGGCAGUUUAUUGUCCGGCAGUGGCCUACUGACCGGUGGACUGUUAUCAAGUUCGUUUCCGAAGACGCUAUUAUUGCCAUCUUUAAGAACAAAAGACGACCAUAGUGAAAAAUCGAGCCAAAGCUCGCAUGAAAAAACCCAGAGGAAAGUGAAAUCAACACGUGGCGAUGCACCUCCAAAGAAACGGUCAGUUGAGGUCAAGGACGCCUCAAGGAAAGGAGAGAAGGCAUCCAAGUUGUCCAAGGUGGCCAAACUGCCCAAGGAGAAGAAGUCGAAGGAGCCAGGGUUUAACUACAAGGCCUAUGAGACAAGCUACCCUGAUUACAAUUUUGCAGGGAUGUAUGCCGGGGAAAGUUUUGAAGUGCCGAACUUCAUGCCGCCAGACAAGGAUGUCCGAGUCAGUAAACACCUUGUGACGGCGCCACUCUGUGAUGUGAAUGGUUUGAAGCAUGCAUUUAUCAAUGCUGUCAGUGCAUCCCUUAUCUGCGCACCCAACUUCAAGGAUUCAAAGGAUAAAGCCAGAAUAGAUCUCAUUGCCAUGUCAGAAAAGGUCACGACCUAUGACCCAGAGUUUCUUCUGAAGGUGGCCUUACACACAAGGAAAGGCUUGAACAUCCGAACUACAGCCAACUUCUUGCUGGCUCUGGCUGCGAAUGUCAAGUCGUGUCGCCCAUACAUGAGAAAGUAUUUCUCUGCUUCCAUCAACCUGCCCUCCGACUGGAUUGAAGUGGCGGAAAUCUACCAGGCGUUUCACGAUGACAGUCUGACAUUCGGGGCACUGCCUGCAACCUUGAGACGAGUAAUGCUGGGAAAGUUUCCAGAUUUCGACAAAUACCAGCUUGCAAAGUAUAACAAGGAUUCAUCAAAGAAGAAGAAGAAGAAGAAGAAGGGAGGAUAUGAAGGUGGACGAGGGAGAGGAAGAGGAAGAGGCAGAGGCAGAGGUAGAGGUGGUAUGAUGCGACCGGGAGGGGUGGGUCAGAAACGCACCUUCUUUGACAGUGACAGCGAAGAGUCUGACAGCGAUGAUGACAACAAGAAACCACGGAGACAGCUGAGUGAUGUGAAUUACGAUGAGGAGAGUGACACAGAGGAAACAUUGGAGCAGAAGACGUUUUCCCUGAAACAACUGAUCCGAAAGUUGCACAUCAAGGAGCCCGUGGAGCACGUCAUGUGUCUCAUUGGCAAGAAGUACCCUUCCACGCUAGAAGAGUUUUAUGCGAGUCGUCUUCCCGGGACUUGGGAGGAGGAGAGGUCAGGCAAGAGGAUGAAGCUUCCGGUGCCGGAGACGUGGGAAACACAGGUGUCAAUGAAGGGGAACAAGGCCGCUGUCUGGGAGGAGCUGAUUGAUCACAAGAAGCUGCCGUUCAUGGCGAUGUUGAGGAACUUGAGAAACCUGAUCAAAGCAGGCAUCUCCCCCAAACAUCACAACAGCAUCCUGUUCAGGCUGACCAAUGAGCGCCAAGUCAUCAACAGCAAACAGUUCCCAUUCCGUUUCUUCUCAGCGUAUGAAGUGCUCACACAGUUGGAGAAGGACUAUGAGAAAAAUCAAAAAGACAUUAUACAGGAAGCUGAGAGCAAUGCUACGGCAUCAGGAGUAACUCGGGGUCGGGGCAGAGGUCGUGGAGGCAGAGGUCGGGGAGCAAAGGACAAGUGGUGGAUAAACAGGAAGGACAAAAAGAAGCAGCAAGGCACGAGUGAGGUUGCCUAUGACCAGAACCUGAUCGUGCGGUACCGCAAGGCCCUGGACACAGCUGUGAAGAUUGCCACGGUCUACAACGUUCAGCCCAUCAGAGGCAGGACCAUCAUCUUCUGUGACAUUAGCGACGAGAUGAAAAUACCGUGCACUGCAGCGAGAGGACUUGGCAAGCCGAGAAUGAUGGACGAGGUGGCUGUUCUGCUGGGCCUGAUGUGCAAGCAUUCCUGUGAGGAAAGUAUGUUGAUCGUCUACAACGACACCCACUACGCCAGCAUCGACAUCGCUAAGGGCACGAUCCUGGACAACAUGGGCACUGUACUUAAUUCUCCCAUAUCUGAGAUGAGUGGUAGACAUCCGCUGACGAAGGGGCUGCCAUUCCAAGUGCUGGUGGAGGUGCUCCGAGACAGAAUACAGGUGGACAAUCUGAUCAUCUUGAGUGGUGGAGUUGACCCGACUUCGGACAAAGGUCAAGUGAUGUCGGACUUCCUGAAGAUGUAUCGGCAGGUGGUCAACCAGAACCUGCUUUACUGCAGCGUGUCAUUCGCAGGGAGAAACACCGGGUUUGCUCAGAACAUCAAACCAGAGCAUGACAAUGACAUCUACAUCACCGGCUUCAGCGACCAGAUUCUCAGGUUCAUUGCUGAACGUGGAGAUGGAGGGCAGUUACUCCAUGUUGAGAACAUCGACGAGGCAUUCAAGCUGAAGUCUGUGGUGGUGACUGCCCUUGAGAAGGUCGACAAGGGGCAGGUCAAGGUCACUCCAGAGAGGGUGCUGCCAAUCUCAGCCCAGAUGCCCAGAUGGCGAACAGCUAGGGUGUUCAUCUCGUCAACGUUCCGGGACAUGCAUGGGGAACGUGACCUCCUGACCCGAUUUGUGUUCCCCGAGCUGCGGGAGCGUGGCCGGAAACACUUCAUCAACGUGUACGAGGUGGAUCUCAGGUGGGGCGUCACGGAGGAACAGACCAAGCUCAACAGAACCUUGGACCUGUGUCUUCAGGAGCUGACCAAAUGUCAGUUCUUCCUCGGUAUCCUUGGCAACCGAUAUGGUUGGGUUCCAGACAAGUAUGAGGUGCCGGACACUGCCGAGUUUGACUGGGUCCGUAACUACCCGCCUGGAGCAUCUGUAACAGAACUGGAGAUGCACUCAGCGGCAUUGUCCCAGCCGAACAAGGUCCGCGAGAGAUCCUUCUUUUACGUCAGAGACAGCACGUUUGAAAGAGAUGUCCCUAAGGAGUUCGUUACUGAUUUCACCACUGAGACCGAGAUCAGCAGAGAGAGACUGGCACGCCUGAAGACUCGUGUCCGAGCAAGUGGUCUGGAGGUUUACGAUGGUUAUCCCUGUACCUGGGGGGGCUCCGUGGACCAGAAGCCCAUCACCAGCGGACUUAACGAGUUCGGGAUGCGAGUUCUCAACAACUUGUGGGCUGCCAUUCAAAACCAGUACCCAGAUGAGGAGGCCAUGCUUGAUGAGGACACACACAUUGCCAAGCUGCACCGAGCGUUUGUCGACAGCCGCCAGUCCCAGUUCAUUGGUCGGAAGGCCCUAAUCAAGGAUUGUAUCAACAAGAUAGUUGAGAUACAGUCGGGAGUCAUCACACUGGCCGGAAAACCAGGUUCAGGGAAAACAUCCCUCGUGGCCUCCCUUGUUCAUUCCUACAUCGAGUCCAAGUUCUGUGACAGCGCCUCCACUGUCCUGGUGCACAUGGUUGGUGCCGCGCCCGGCUCGCAGAACAUCAUGGCCACCGUCAAGCGCCUGUGUCACGAGAUCAAUCGACUGUUUGGUCUGCAGUCGGAGAUACCGGAAGACUUCAAGAACCUUGUGGUGAAGUUCGGAGAGCUGUUGAAGGAAGCAGGAAAGGUGUGUGGCUCCACGAUGGUGGUGGUGAUGGACGGACUUGACCUGAUGGACAACGCCCACCAACCUUACAACAUGGAGUGGCUCCCCAACCCGGUGCCAGAGAAUGUGGUGUUUGUGCUUUCUGUGGUGGACAAUGAAAAGUGCCACAAGUCUCUACAAAGACUCAACACUCAGGAGAUCGUCAUUGGUGGCCUGGAUGUGUUUGAUAAGGCUGAGGUUGUCCGAACAACUCUUCUAGAACAUCGCAAGACGCUCAGUGAGACCCCAUUCAACAAUCAGCUGAAGCUCAUUACAUCCAAGAAGGAGGCCACUAGUCCCCUCUACCUCAAACUGGCCUGUGAGGAACUCCGAGUCUUUGGAGUCUUCGAGAAGAUAUCCACCAAGUUGAAGUCGCUGCCCCACACAACGCCCCAGUUGCUGCAGGAGGUGCUGGGCAGACUGGAGACUGACCAUGGCCAAAGUGUAGUGGCCACAGCCCUCUCUCUGCUGGUCUGCGCUAGAGAUGGGCUACCAGCAGAGGAUCUUCGAGAACUGCUCACAUGGUGGAACAUUCUAGGAAGUGGCAAGUUUGACAUUAAUGACUUUAUGAACAUUGAGGUCGACUUCGAGGACCUCAUGCCCCCAGCGUCCUUCUCUUACCUCUGCCGCUCAAUCCAGACUUUCCUCAACCCCAGCGGAGCAUGGAGCACCUGCCUGUCAUUGGCCCAUGCGGAGAUAAUGACCGCUGUCCGUCACCGCUAUCUGCGAGGUUCUGCCGCGGACAAGGAACUGACCCUGCACAAGCUACUUGCAGGGUACUACCUCCGCCAGGCCGACCCAGAGAGGACAGGAACAUGGACAGGCCACACCCGUGCCUUCAGUGAGCUGCCCUACCAUCUGGCUGCGAGUGGGUGCUUCACUGAUCUGAAGCUAAUCCUGUGUGACCUUCACUUCAUCAAUGCUAAAUGUAAACUAGGCCUAGCUGCCCAGCUGAUGGAGGACUUUGUCGCAAAAGUGCCCACAAAUAACAAGGCCUUGGAGAGAGAGCUGAUCCGCUUCCAGGCUGUUCUCAGGGUGCAGCAGUAUGCCUCGUUCGUGUCACGCAAUCUACACAUUCUGGCCAGUCACCCAGCCUUGACCUGGCAGCAGGCAGUGAACGAACCCGACACGUCGGAUGUGUGUGCCGAUGCCAAGGCCCUGACGGAGGAGAACAGCUACAUGGAGUGGAGGAACAAGCCGUCACAGACGGACCCCUGCUACCUCAACAUCAGCAACCUCCCACAGCCAGCAGCUUGUGUGACUGUAUCGAGUGACAGCGAGUACUUCGCUACAGGUGGGAUGGACUGCCUCGUCAGGCUGUACAACAUGGAAACUGGCAAGGAGAUCCGCUCAUUCCGAGGACAUGCCGACGCCAUCGCCGACGUGUGUUUCGUGGGGAAGGGUGUCUUGUGCAGCGCAUCCCUAGACAACAGCUUGUGCCUGUGGCAUGUAGAGGAUGGACACAGAAUUGCAGUUCUUAAAGGUCACCAGCGUCGGGUCAACUCCUGCUCGGCCGACCAGUCUGGUAAGCUGGUGGCAUCUGGGGGCUGGGACAGUCAGAUCAAGGUGUGGAACACUGGCUCCACGGAGAUUGUCUGCCACCUGAACACAGACAGCCCCGUCAACUGUGUAGACUUCCAUCCCGAGGGUCAGCUGAUCGUUGCUGGGGGCUGGGACUCCACUCUCAAGAUCUUUGAUGUCUUCCAUAAAAAGAGGAAGGCUGUGCUGCGAGGUCAUAGUUCAUCAGUGCGGGACGUGGCCUACUCUCCCUCCGGCCGACACAUUGCCUCAGCAGCCCUGGACGGUGGUGUCAAGAUCUGGUCUGCGACAAAUGGCUCACAAGUCGGAAACAUCUGUGGUCAUUCCCUGCCUAUCAACAAACUGACCUUCACCCCUACAGGGAAGGAACUGGUCACUGUCAGUGAUGACCACAAGAUUAAGGUAUGGUCUGGGCAUCUGGGAGUUCCACUACACUGCCUGGGGUCAGAGAAGAACGGACCGGUCACUUCUGUAGCACUCUCUCCUGGAGGAGAUCUGGUUGCCGCGGGAUACCAUGAGGGCCAUGUUCGCGUCUUUGAUGUCAACACAGGCAUGCAGCUGGCAGAGGUGAAGCAUCACAGUGCAGCCGUGAGAGCUCUAGCCUACAGUCGGGACGGACGCUACGUCUUCACAGGCGCUGACGACAACAUGGUGCUGAUGUUGGACGGAACCACGGCCACCAAGGUAGCAUCUCUGGAGGGACACACCAUGCCAGUGCUGUGUGUGACGGUCACCGCCAAGUACGUGGCCAGCUGUGGGGAGGACUACACCUGCCUCAUCUUCGGCUCGCCCCGGGAGUGUAAGAAGGCACUCAGACCCUCCCCGAUGGCGACCUUGAAGGGUCACACUGCCCCAGUGACCAGCUGCUCCUUCAACUCGAACCACACCAAGCUGGCCACAGCCAGUCGAGAUGCUUCUGUGAUGAUCUGGGACAUGUUCCAAGUCCUACUGGACCCUGAUGCGGUGGCGGAGAGGACGCUUCACGCCUGCCACAACGACUGGAUCAACUCCUGCAGGUGGUCCAACAUCGGCGACUACCUGGUGACAGGCUCCAAUGAUUUCAACCUGAAGGUUUGGGACGUCAAGACCGGAGCAGAGAAGAACAAACUGACCGGUCACAUGUCUGCGGUCAACUCCGUGGCAUUCCAGUAUGGGUGUAUCGUGUCAGCGUCCAGUGAUGGUCAUGUAAAGGUGUGGUCACACAAGGGCACUGAGAUCACCACCCUGCUCGGACACACACAGAGGGUCAACAGCUGUGACAUUGUGGUCAAGGUCAAACAAGGGGCAGAUGUGGAGGACACAACUGAGGAGGAGACAAUGGACUGGGCAGCUCCCGAGAUUGAUACACCUGACAAGAAGUCUGGACGUUCGGACAUCAAGAUGCAGGAUGUGAUCGUGGCCACGUGUGCAGACGAUGGUCUUCUGAGACUCUGGAAACCCCUGCAGGCAAAUGAGUUGGCAUCUCUGACUGGGCACUCGGAUCGAGUGUUGUCAGUAGCAUCGGACAAGUCUGGCAAUGUAUGCAGCUGUUCAUUGGACAAGUCAGUGAGACUCUGGACCCCACAGCUCAGUGAGGAACACGUCAUCGGUCGCCAUGAUGCUGAGGUCACCUUCUGUGUUGCCUCUCCAGAUAGCUCUACAGUUCUCACAGGAAGCCGAAAUGGUAUCGUGAAGAUAUGGACCUUGGAUCCUGUCACCAACGAGAGAGCAUGCUCUUACAGCUUCAAGGCUCAUGAAAAAUCGGUGAAUGCUGCCUGUUUUGUGAACCGACACAGCAACAAGUUUGCCACGGGUUCUGAUGAUGCAACAAUCAUCAUAUGGGACAUCAUAAAGAAAAGAGAGUCCUUCCUUGUCAAGAAAGGAAAGGUGUUCAGUGUCAUGACUCCCAUCACAGCCCUGGCCUGGAAUGACAAGUACCCGUCCAAGUCCGGACUCACCUUUUUCUCCGCAGAAUGGGACGGCACCAUCAACGUAUGGAACACGGACUAUGGCACGCCUGUCAAUACUAUAAGGAACCCGACAAAUGCUGGCUUCUACAACAGCUGGUCUACCAGGCUGACCUUUUCUGACCAGGAGCUUCUGACAGCAGGCACUGACAGCAAGGUUGUCAUCAUGGACGUCGCGCCAGUACUGCAGGUCAAGUACAAUAGUCCAGUGGUGACCAAAAUGAUGAUGUUUGUGGACAGCUCUGAACUGGACAAACAUGUCCCUCCUCACAAACGUACCAAGACAUGGGUGUUGGAUGUCAUGCAAAGGGGGACAACUGUGUACUGUGUUGACUCCAAGGGGCAGAUAACUGUGGCAAACAGAAACCAAGCACCUGACACCUGGAAAACAGUGAAGAUUCAUGCGGAGGCCAUCACCAGCAUCAUGUCGGUGGCUGGGUGUAUCUUCACAGCCUCCGCAGACCAAACAGUCAAGGUGUGGACGGAAGGCCUGACUCAGAUUGGUCAGUUCUUCUGCCCAGCACCUGUGACCAGCAUGACGCUUGCGGGAACGGUCAGUAGGUCCCCUGUGUGUGUCCCCCUGAUGUGUGGGGACCAGCUGGGCAAUGUCCACCUCCUCACAUGGCGGCAGUGAAGUGACCACAUCACAUGUACAGCAUUGUCUUCUCACUUUAGUAUCCUGCUUCAUCACUUUAGAACAAGUCCUGUCUUUGUUCACAUCUCAAUGUCUUCACAACUAGGCCAUGUAUAUAUACCUUCCCUUUGAUUCCUUUAGAAUUAAGUUCUUAAUUUGCACCUUUAUUUCCAAAAUUAUUUAUUACUUAGCAACACUGCCAUAAUGGACCUGUAGGGUAUAAAAAAACUUGUGUGUAAAUAAUUGUUAUCAAUACGAUUGGUAUUUGUUUUUGCAUAUAUUGUAUCUCCUAACAUCGUCAUUAUUUUCUUAAGUUCUUUUAUUGCCAAUAACAUUGUUUUUUUACUUCAACACAUUUAGGAAAAUAAUUUUCUAAAUUGUACAUAACUGUUAUGCAUAAUUAACCAAUGUAAAUGUGACUGUACAUAUCCCCAAUAUGGCUUCAAAUGCAUGUAUAAUGUACCAAUGAUCAAACAAGUGAUUUAUAUGCAACUUUGAGCAACAUUUCAUGUCAAUGUACCUGUAUUAUUAUUAUCAUUAUUAUGUAAAUAUCAUAUAGCUACAAAUGUUAUGUAUGUAUCAUUAUGUUUGGCAUGCUUUGAUCCUGUGCACACACAGACAUGUAAAUAUAUCUGUACUUGCAUGAAGAAACCUUAUAUUUUGAUCUGUGAAUAUGCAUUAACAAAUAUAUCAUUGUACAUACUAAAAACACAAUAAGUGUAUUUUCUUGAGUAUAGUGUGCACAAAACACUGCCGUGUAGAAGGUGGUGCGCAUUACACACGCCAUAACGAGUUUUGAUUUUUUUUCCCAGCGCAAAGACAUAUUGUAAAUAUGUGUAUACUGAUAUGCCAACACAGAGGUUGGAACCAUUAGUAGUUAGUUCAGAACAGCUUCCUACAUUUCUUGAAUCUUGUAUUGUGACUUUUCAUCACUACUAUAGUCCUGAGUUUGAAUCCCAUUUUUGUGAUCCUUUACCUGAAAAUGUCUCCCUUAUUUCUUUGACCCAGAGGUCUAAAUUAUUAUUCGCUGUGCAGAUGUCCAUCUUCGGCUCAUAGUAUCCACAGGUUGUUGGUUUGAGUCCAAUAUCUGACAGCAACUUGCUAGUAGAUUUCGGGGAAGUGGUCCCUAUCUAUGGCCUGUAACAUUGCACUUCUGACCGCCGAGUGACGUACUGGUCGUUGUUGAACACCACUUAGUGUGCCCUCUUAACAUUAGGCAAGCUUUGGGAACUGGUGAAGAAAGACAUAAUUUUACUAUUAUUUCUGUGUGAUUGUUAUUUAUUUUAUUUUAAUUUUUAUAUUUUGCAUUUGUGAUAAAGAAUUAUUUUAGAAAUGAUUCUAUUUAUUCAGUAAUUCACAUUUUUUAUUUAAACUUUAUUGCAUAAGUUAAGUUGCAUUUAGAUCAAAAUAUCAUUUUAGUAGAUUCUUCUAGACAUUGACAAUCAUAAUUUGACCAUUCAUGAAUGAGAAAGAGAAAGUCAGCCCUUGGCUGAAGUAAUUAUGACUGCUUCAAGAAACACACCAACACUUUCACUUGGUUGGAUUCCGUGUGUUGUCUGUGUAAUAUAGUGUCAGUUAUUCUAGCUGCUGAUUCUGUGAUAAUGAAAUGUCAUAAUCGAAAACAUUUUGUACAAACAUAAUAUUGGUCAAAAUCGUGUAAAUUAUAUAUUAAAUGGAUGGGUUAGAUCGUAGAUCCUACAACUCAAUAUUUGUACAUGUAUGUAUAUAGUUCCAGCUUUGUUUGUUUUAUAACCUGUUUGUACUCGCAUAACUCCGUGUUGUAUAUAUAUAAUGUAUGUAUGUCAUCAGGUAUGCAGUACUUGACAUGUAGUCAUCAGACAGCACCUGUAGUUGGUUACGGAACAUGCUCAGUAUUACGAUGCUCGAGAUGCACUGCAUCAAUGCCUCUGUGAGGAGUACCAGUAUUCUGUGCUUCAUGUUUUCGAUACUGGUACAUUGUUCCUGUAACAAAAAUAUUUGUGUGUUUUGACCACCAUGAUACACAAGAGAAAUCACAUUACAGUAGCAUGUAAUAAACAUAAAUUAAAUACUUGGUAUACAGUAUUUACGAACAACUGUGUAAACGUCUUAAUCAAGAACCAGUUUACCGUCAGAUUUGUGUUAGAAUUGUUUACUGAAUAGAGUAAACAUCACUAGUCAGUAAAAUUUAAAUAUGUUAAGAAAUGUUUUUUUCGCAAAUUCUUUGUUUUGUCUUACUUUUCUCUGUGUUAUAUUUUCAUAACAAAUAAUGUGUAGUGUGGGGAGUUUUGCCUCAAGGGUUAUCAUUCCUUUACAACUUCUAUUUUAGUCAUCGGUGGACCUAUAGCAAGAAUUAGGCUGUUUAUCGAUCAAACCUGGGAAAAAACAAGUUGAUUUCUAUUUAUUAUGCAGUUGCUAGGUUCAACAUGCUGAAUGAACCAUUCCCUGCUGUUAGCCUACUCUUUAAUGGCUACUUCUUAUAUCAGGAAUGAUAUACCUUUUCAUGAGUGCUCAAUUAUGGCAAAACAAAAAAAAAAUUCAGAUUUUUUGCCUGUUUAUCCAGGCUGAUGUUGCAUCUUUAAUGUUACUGGUGGGACUGCAAAUACCCGGAGCAUACAUAACAUAAUGGCAUGUUUAUAUAAAGAUGCUUAACAAUUCAAAUAAAGGUAAAUCGAAGAAAAUAAUACAAAAUUAAAUUUCAGUAAAUGAAUUCAAAUUCAUGAUUGUCGUCAAAUACACUAUAAACCUUUAGUAAACAAGAGAUGUGGUUUAUAAAAUUCAUCAUAACCUCUCCAUGUAUACUUAUUUAUUUGAAAGCCAACAGUGUGUAAAUCUUUCAGACAGGUUUCCCAUUUAGAAAUUGCAAAUUACUUGUUGGUCACAUGAGGAACAAACCGACAUUUACAAAGUUCCUUUUUUUAGCUUUGAACCAUGUGAAGCUGUGUGCAUGGGACGGGUUUUGUUUAAGGUGAAUAUGGCAAUUUUCCCAUCAUAAAAGUCAGUACCAAAUUGUGUUUAACUAUAAGGUUAAUGAGACCGGCAAGUGAUCAAUAUGCCAUAGUUUGAUUCCCAUUACGUUUUUACCUGUGGUUUUGUGUUCAGGUGCGCCACCUAUGUUGUGGUGCAUGAUCUCAGACCGGCCGGCUGUCUCGUGUACAACAUGAGCCGUAGGCUGUGACUGAAUCUAUGAACUGUGCAAUAGUAGUACAAUAAACUCAAAAUACAAAUAAA